CUUUUUUUUAUUUAUAUAUUGAAAAAAUGUGAAAAAGAAUCAGUUCAUGUUUGAUAAUGUCUUGACUUUAGUUGGUACCAACAAUUAGUAUUAUGCAUAUGAAUCACAUUCAACUACUUUCAAAUAAAUUUGAGGUCAACUUUGAGUAAUUUUUAUAAUUUCGAAUUGUAUCUCAAAUAUGCUUAAGUAAUUACAAGAUCAUUUAUCUUGUCAAAAUUAAGGGAUAGAAUUAUUUGUAUCAUCAUGUUUCAAAUGCACUCGCAACAUAUGAAGUUCUACUUCACGCAAUAUAAUAAUUUAGAUCGUACGACAUUUUUUAAAGUCACUCAAACUCAAAAAGAUGUUUAAUGCAUGUGAUUGAGAUAUCAUAUAUUUGGCCCUCAUGUAAGCAUCCACUAAUGUGAGAACAUAAAAGAUGAGAUCAAAUAGGAAUUGUCAUUGUCUUGUAAUGUAAUCUUAGGGAAAAGUAGGAUAUUCAUUCGGGAUAAAGAGACUAUUUCCUCCUUAAGAAUUUGCACAAUGCUUUUAAUAUAUAUUUUUUUCAUUUUUGCAUUUGACCUUUAUUUCUUGUAAGCUCCUUGUCAUUUAUUACUCUCUUCCUUUUUUGAUUCUCCUUCAUUUUUGUUUGAGAUUUUUUUCAAUUUUUCAUUCUAUCUUCUUUUUUUUGGGACAUAUUUGGUAUUUUUCACUUUGUUACCCAACCUAUAUCUUUGGCGUUAUGUAGCUAUUUCAUAGUGCGCUCAAGGAGGUGAGACAAAGGGACUCAAAUGGUAUAUGCUAAGAUGUGGUUAUUCAAAUAAAAAUCUUUCAGGCUCGAAAUGAGAGUUCUAUGGAUAACAUGUCAUUCGGUAAACUUGAAAGACACAAUCGAAUCAAAGAAAGACGAACAUAUUGAUCGCGCUUCAGUUGUAUCUGUACAUGAGGGGUCAAUAAUUAACAUCAUCAAAGGGUUUGGAAUACCAGUGCUUUACCAUGGCAUCUUGUAGAUGAGGUCUACAUCCCAAUUAACUGUGAUCAAGAAUUCCAUUGGGUAUUGGCUGUUGUUGAGUUGAAAAACAGGUUGAUAAGGUUUUUUGACUCAUCAAUUAGCACAAGGAAAAAAAUAAUUCCUCAUGAGAUCAAGAUGCUGUCUAAAAUGCUUCCUUCAUACCUACUUGACAGUGGAUUUUUUGAAGAAAAUGAACGCACAAAAUUUGCUGAUUGUCAUGCAUAUAAAGACAACAUUACUGGUUCACUUCGGGAGCCUCAAGUUCCUUUCAUGAUUGAAUUUGCACAAGACAUCCCUACACAGGAUUGCGAUAGCCUAGACUGUGGGUUAUAUGUUACUGCAUUUGCCGAGUAUAUCAGUGACCAAAUCAAUAUAUCAUAUGCUAAUUUUAGUCCUGAUUACCUGCGUCAAAGAUAUGGAGCAUUGCUGUGGAGUUAUGGAAGUGAGAAGGCUAAGUGCGGAUGUGUUAGCGACAAUGAUGAUCCACCAAAAUUCAGGGGUGUAGUCACACCACCACCAGAAGAAGAUUUAGUUCAUAUAGUGUAGCAUUUCAUGAUAAAAUAAUGUUUUAAUGUUAUAUUUAUUGUUUUUAUA
Solanum lycopersicum (tomato) is the source of this 1582-nucleotide messenger RNA. RefSeq lists its product as uncharacterized. The record is from RefSeq and is a predicted model, not a curated record. NCBI's taxonomy places the organism in Eukaryota, Viridiplantae, Streptophyta, Magnoliopsida, Solanales, Solanaceae.